CAAACAUGCAUAUGCUGUUGCUCCCAUACCUGGUACCACUCUCUCGAUAUCUCGAUUAUACCUUCCUCCAGAACACCAGCUAUUUAGUAGGACUUGCAAGAUAGAUAAGAUGGGAAAGAAGAGUAAGAAGACGACGACCAAGGGGGUCAUGGACUUUUUGCAGAAUGCAUUGUCCAAGACGGCUCUGCUUCAGCUUUACACAGAAGAGACCCGUGGUCGCUUCAUCUGUCGGGCAGUUCUGCAGAAAUUGACCCCCGUGGCACAGCAGGUGGUAGUGAGGCUUAGCUCCUGUGGUGGAUCCUUUCCGGCGUCAAGCGUGGAAGUAUGGAUUGCCAAUAGCGGUACUACUGUAUCAGGCACCAACAACAAGACACGCUUUCAACAGAUCAUGACAGAAUUGCAACGGUGGGCCAUUCUGGCCGUGCCGGGCGAAGGAGAAGGCAAUAAUGCCAAUACCGUCACGUUGGCGCCAGAUUUUGCCAAAGGACUACAGGAAACUCUCUUGUCUCCGGAUUCGUCGCCAUGGAAAAAGGUCACCAGGGAACAAGUCAGGGCCAUGGAACAAGAGGCAAAAGAAAAGCCCAGAGAUGUCAGCUUUGAAGAUCUUGAGCGAUAUACCCAAUCGCAAUUUGAUGCCAUCCUCCAUUUCCUCGUGGGGACUCCCAAAAUGAAAAUACAGCCACCUCCUGCUGUCAUUCACUUUUUACUCCAAACGGGCUUGAUGCAACCGGAUCCCGAAUACAAGGGUAGCAACUCGGAUGACGCACCCUUGGUCAUUACGGAACGAGGUUAUGAUUUUAUGCUACAGGACAAUGCCCAGCAAGUCUGGCACUUUGUGGUCCAGUAUCUACGUUCCUUAGAGAGCGCAGCAGCAAAGAAACACAAGAAUUUGGCUCGAGAAGCACUCUUGCUUCUCGUGUGCCUGGGCUUUGCACAACUCGGUGAGGGGUACUUGGGUUCCAGUUUGAGCAAGGACAGCCGAGUCAUGGUAAAGGAUUUGGCGCUCUUUGGACUCCUCUUUGUUCGAAAGAUUGGGAAACAGACCAUUUUCUACCCCACACGGGUGGCCAUGGAAUUGGUGGGUCAUGAUGACUCGAGCUCCGGCGGAAACGCUGCCUCGAGUAUGUGGAGUCUGUCCAGCAAGGCGCUGAAUGCAGCCCUGACCAAUCCACGCCCACAGAACUCCUCUCAUCUUGCCAUUGUGGUCCAAACCAAUUUCCAAUUGUGUGCAUAUACAACAUCCGAGCUGCAUGUCAGCAUGUUGGGGUUGUUUUGUGACGUGCAAACCAUUCGUCGGCUCCCCAACGUCGUUUUCAUGACUAUUACCAGAGAUUCUGUCAAGGCAGCCUUUUGUCUUGGUAUCAAAGCACGACAAAUCUUGCGGUUUAUGGAAAAACACGCCCAUCCAAAAGUAAGGGAGGCCAUGAUGCUACCUGGUACAUCACUCUCCAUGUCAGACAGCCCUGUUCCUGCCAAUGUUGUGGAUCAGAUUUGGUUGUGGGAUAGAGAAAGACACCGGGUUCAAUGGACAGAAGUUUAUUCCCAUCAAUGCUUGAUGCAGGGAGAAUUCCAGGCUGUGUACCAGUAUACGAAAGAGCAGAAAGCUCAUGCAUGGAGUUCCGAGGCUCGCAAAAGUCUGCUAAUCAACUAUGCUCAUGCCGAAAAAGUGCAAAGCUUUGUACGCGCUUGGCGGGCUAAAGCGGCCUCCCGUCAGGAAGAUUGAGGUGGCCUUACGGGGGCGUGCUGCGCCUCCAAACCAGACAGACACUAAACGUUUAGCUUACAACAAGACAUAGCAUUGCAUGUCGUUUUAUUAAUUGUUGUAGGGCACUAUUAUUCUAAAGAGCUACAUGUUGCGAAGAAGAAAUCUAACAGUUUUGAGUAAAGCGAACUGAUACACAUCAAAUCGAAGUUCUGACUUGAGUUGACAUGGACGGGAUCAAUUAUUGUUUUCUGUAAUAAUACACCUUGACCUAACAAACGCCGCAACAAAAUUCGGCCAACCCGCUCACUCCUUGUUGUUUUUGUUGACGUUUAUCUUGAAACGGCCCAAGACGCCGGCAUAUUCGCAUUGCAAGGUAUUUGCAAUUGUGCUAUUGACGACAGUGCUGUCGUCGUCAUCGUCGUUGCCAAGAAAUGCUGAACUAAUCUUUGAAAGCCAUUCUUGUGCCAUUUGCAUGUGUGCUUCAAUGUUGUCGACUUCUGACCGAGAAUCCGAAGAAGAAUACUCGCCAGACGAGGAAGAGGAGAUCUCUCCAUCGACCAACGAGUUCGUUCUUGACACUUUGUCGUUGCGUCUGCGACGGCGAACCGGUACUUCAGCAUGACAUGGAGUGCAAGCUGACAAUAGAUUCGGACCGUUGACAGUCCCCUGAAAGAAAGCGGUCCGCCCUUCGUCGACAGAGUCAUCCUCGUCGUCCUCGAUACGACUGAAUACGUCUUCGUCGGAAUCGGAAGCGGAUUGCGGAACUGUAUCCUGGGAAGCCGAUACCGAGGCAGUUGUUUUGGUCAGCAGCGGUUCAGGGCUGACGAAGGUUGCAGUUUUUGAGAUACCGAGAUCGCUGGUCGUAGACAUUAUGGCAGAUUCCGAAUUAGCCGAGUGUUCGGAGCCUGCCGAGUAGCUACUUCCACAGGAUGCGGAACCGUCCGUUCCAUCCGUAUCCGUACCGGUACCCGAGAAAUCCGACAAAGUUGAACACUGGCUUUCCACUAUGUCUGCUGCAAUCGUGUCGCCUAUUUUCGAGGGUUUGUAUUCGACACUUGGUUUCUCAAGCAUGGCUAAGAUACCCGCUGUUCUUGGCGAGGGACUACCCACUGCUACACCUCUUGGACCCUUAUCUCCAUUCCUGGUUUGCGCUGAUGAUGCCGAUGAAGCCGAUAUUUGAAGCUCGCGUGACUCUGAGCUGCUGGAUUGCUUCAACGUAUUUGCGAUUGUUUUUAAUUUCUCAGGCGUUGGCUUGUUGGCGGGUUUAGUUUGUUUCUUUGGAACGCUGUAACCAUUUCCAGUUGCAACUGAACCAUCUUCGACGCCAAUGCGGUUCGAAGCAACCUUUACAACUUCUAAGUUAUCUGUCGAAUGAGACCAGUAGAUCAGGUUUGACUUUCUUGAAGGGCCAACUUUUAUCAAUCCGGAGGAAGAUGCCGAACUUGUUUUUCGGCCAUCCUUUACCUCGACCUGCCCGGCGUCAUCAACAUCAUAGGAGCUAGUCCAUGGAUCACUUGAUCCCUUCUUGCUUAUAUCAUCAGCAGCGUCUGAACUCCUGCUGUUCUGAGAAUCAAACCAGCCAACCAACGGUGUUUCCUCUGCUUCGCCCUCUUCUUCAUCGAUCGUGUCGGGGGACGGGUGUCGAGGUAACGGAAAGGACUUUUUCUUCCGCUUCUUGAGAAACAGCAUUCUCCCCAUCGAGAUUUUCUUUCGUUGCUUUUUGUCGUGCUCGUCGCUCGAAGAAGCAUUUAGACUGAGACCGGAAUGACAUUGCGAUAGUUUCUUUGUGUCCUCGUCGCAAGAGGCGUUCCCGCUGAGAUCUGACACGUACUGCGACAAUGUAUACUCGGAUACCUCGGAAUCUUUCUGGUCCAGACUACGUGCCUGGUCUACGCUCAGAUCUCCUCUCUUUAGCUUUGCGGUGCCGUCGAUUCUCUCUUUUUCAGAUAGGGUGAACCCAAUAGCUGACUCAGACGCACGUAAUGAUAUGACUUCUUGGCUCUUUCCGCACAUGCUUUCAUUGGCCGUCAAUGCAGGAAAUAUCUCAAAUUGAGAAGGCUCGAAUAAGGAAUCCUCCUUCUUCUCCUUUUUGUCGGUCUGCUUCAUGGAAUCACAUCCUUGCUGUUGCUCUUUCUUCUCAUUGGAUUCUCCGGAUGAAUCUUUUAUCGCAGCUUGAUCCUCGUUGCUUUUCUGUUUUACAAUCACAAGUUUUGGGGGGGCAGAAGAUUG
Seminavis robusta is the source of this 3934-nucleotide messenger RNA. The record is from the annotation of a GenBank genome assembly. Lineage: Eukaryota; Bacillariophyta; Bacillariophyceae; Naviculales; Naviculaceae.